AUGGAUUCUGUGGUAAAAGAUGAGAAGAAACACGAUCAGCGUCUUGAAGAAACGAUGAAGAUAUUUGAAGAUGGAGGUGAUCAACGUUUUCAAACAACGAUCAAGAUCAAGAAGCGGCCACCACGAUGCCAUGAUGAUGACGACGAUGAUGAUGAUGAAGGGGGUGUGUUCAGGAGAAAAAGAAGCAGAGGUGAUCAGUGUCUCCAAAAAACGAUCAAGAUCAAGAAGCGGCCACCACGGUGCCAUGACGAUGACGACGAUGAUGAUGAUGAUGGGGGGUGUGUUCAGGAGAAAAAGAAGUUGAGGAUGAAGAAGAUGAUGGAUAAGGCAAGGUGCCCGUCUCCCCAUGCAACGCCAGAGCUCUCUGUCAUCCUCAGGAAUCAGAUCAGGGCUCUGGGGGGUUCUGAUAUCACUUUUGUAAUCCAGAAGCCUAUCUUCAAGACUGAUGUGAGUCCCGGUCACAACCGUCUGUCCAUACCGUUGAACCAGAUACAACAAAGUUUCCUCACACCUAAAGAGAGCGAGAGGUUGAACUCGGGAGGAAACGGAAAAAAAUGUGCAGAUAUGGAAGUGAUGUUGAUUGAGCCCUCCCUUCAUCGGGAAACCAUUAGUUUGAGCAAGUGGAACAUGAAGAAAGCUUCCAAAAAUUCUACCUCAAUGUAUGUGUUGGUGACUAAUUGGAAAUCGGUUACGGAAAUGAAUAGCAUGAAGGAAGAUGAAACGGUGCAGCUCUGGUCUUUUCGAAUCAAGUCCAAGUUGGGUUUCGCUCUUGUAAAGAGAAGACUACAAGAUGAUCCUAGGAAUCGUUCAUUAAGGGGCAUCAUGGAUAGCUGA
This is a messenger RNA of Vitis riparia (riverbank grape), 834 nucleotides long. RefSeq names its product putative B3 domain-containing protein At3g24850. Gene Ontology annotation, molecular function: DNA binding. Lineage: Eukaryota; Viridiplantae; Streptophyta; Magnoliopsida; Vitales; Vitaceae. The transcript has a single exon. The record is from RefSeq and is a predicted model, not a curated record. Bases 1 to 834 code for a protein of 277 amino acids.